AUGUAUAAUAGUUCUUCCAACCCUUUUCCAUCAUCCAUCCAUGGCUUCCCUCCGGCGUCUGCUGCUAGCUUUUAUGGCCAUGAGAAAGAUGGUGUUUACUUCCACCACCACCCUCCUUUUGUUGCCGGAGAUUGUUCUUUUCAUCAUGUCACCACCACCGCCAUUGUUCCACCUCUUCUUCCACCUGCUAUCAAAGGAUCAGAAGUAGUAGGAUAUUGUGAUAAUAGUCGUAACCAUUUUUCAGAUUCAGUGAUUUCUUUUCCAUCUAAAACUAGAGUUUCGGGUUCGAAGAAAGAUCGGCAUAGUAAGAUCUUCACAGCGCAAGGUCCCCGAGAUCGGAGGGUGAGGUUGUCCAUCGACAUUUCGAGGAAGUUCUUUGGUCUUCAAGAUUUGCUAGGGUUUGAUAAAGCAAGCAGAACCCUUGAUUGGUUGUUUACAAAGUCCAAAACUGCCAUCAAAGAUUUGGUUGAAGAAAUGAAGCAACACAGUUCAUCUUCAGCUCUUACUGAUCAAUGUGAAGAGGUUUUCUUGGGGAAAGGAUCAGGAGAUCAUCUUGAAAAGAUCAAGGGAAAGAAGUCGAAGAAACCACCCAUAACCAAAUGCGGUAAUGGCGGUAGUAAAAGGAAGACGACAAAGAAAACGACAACACAAAAACAGAAAGCUGGAUUUCAUGUGAAUCUUGCAGCAAGAAGCCAAUCAAGGGCAGAGGCAAGAGCAAGAGCUAGGGAAAGAACAAUUGAAAAACUGCAAAAACUCAGAAGUGAAUCCGAGAAUGUUGUUGGUGAUCAAAACUACUGUUAUCACCUUCAAUCAAACUGUGGAAAUCAAAUUCAAUCACAAAGCAAUCAAGAUGUCAAAAUUGGGGAAUCAGCAGCCAUGGAUCAAAAGCUUUCAAAGCCAUACUCAUUGCUGUACAGUUCCCACUAUAGUUGCUUUGUUGAAUCUAAAGAUUCAACCUCCCAGUUUAAGAACAGUACUACCCAUUAA
Molecule: messenger RNA, 987 nt
Organism: Cynara cardunculus var. scolymus (artichoke)
Lineage: Eukaryota; Viridiplantae; Streptophyta; Magnoliopsida; Asterales; Asteraceae
Product: transcription factor CYCLOIDEA-like
Exons: 1
Coding region: 1-987 (328 amino acids)
Biological process (GO): regulation of secondary shoot formation
Cellular component (GO): nucleus
Molecular function (GO): sequence-specific DNA binding; DNA-binding transcription factor activity
Source: RefSeq, a predicted model, not a curated record